Molecule: messenger RNA, 516 nt
Organism: Acaulospora morrowiae
Lineage: Eukaryota; Fungi; Glomeromycota; Glomeromycetes; Diversisporales; Acaulosporaceae
Source: the annotation of a GenBank genome assembly
AUGGAAGAAUUAAGACAAGCUAAUCAGGAGCUCCAUGAGGAAAUAUCGCGUUUAGCCCAAUCAAAUAGGAGCAUAGAACAACGAGUAUAUACUUUAGAAAGGGCUAUUGCUAUACGUGAAGAAAGAAUCCGAUUUCUUGAAGAGGAACUAGAAAAUACUAUCGAACUUUCUAAUGAAGAAAAAAAUGAAAUGAUAAAAGAAAUCAUAAAUUUAAAAAGAAUUGUUCGACAACUUGAAAAAGAAAAUAAACAAAAAGAUGAAAAAAUAUCUAUUAAGAAUAAGUUAAUAACGGAAUUCGAUGAAUUUUCUCAACAAUCUUCCUAUAACACCAAAAUAAUAGAAGCUCCUAUAAUUCCGCAAUCAAUAUUUCCUAUACCUGAUACACAAAAAAUGAUUGAUGAGGCAUUAGCGAAACAAAAAUCCAAUUAUGAUGCUGAGAUAGCAAAAUUAAGAAAGGAACUCCAAUCACAAAAAGCGCAGAAAAUACAGGCACCAGUUCCGCAAACCAUUGAACCG